Molecule: messenger RNA, 1995 nt
Organism: Coccomyxa subellipsoidea C-169
Lineage: Eukaryota; Viridiplantae; Chlorophyta; Trebouxiophyceae; Coccomyxaceae
Exons: 11
Coding region: 1-1995 (664 amino acids)
Source: RefSeq, a predicted model, not a curated record
AUGACCACUGACGCUGAGAAGGCCUCAAUGGAGCACAUGUCGAGGCAUGUGCAGAGGAGUCUGCACGACAGCCAGCAGCAGAGGCAGCGCGGCGGGAGGGUCUUCUACAUAGUCUCCUUCGCCUUCUGCACCGCUGCAAUAGUCACAGGCAUCUGCUUCAUCUACGCAGUGCAGCUGGGCCUCGAGACUCUGGCCCUGUACCACCCUCUACCCCACAAGGACAUCAUCUUGGGCAGCUUCCCACAGGGACAGUUUUCUAGAGCCAGCCUGACCAGAUUUGAGCUCUCCAAUGGCAAGCAGGUCCUGCAGCCGCACGAUGUUGUGAGACAGGGGGACGGAGCAGCAGAGAAGGUGCAGGUUGCUUUUCUGCCAGUUGAGACCUCGGGCUACAACUUGGGGCCGUCUCUGCCUGAGUCCCAGCAGCCGCUGUCCUGGCAGCGGGAUCAGGAGGCUACUGGUAUUACCUACAGCGGCGGCUCAAAACUGACCAAGGAAGACUUUGUCGCGGCCAUUGUCACUGACAAAUGGCACGAGGAGCUCGCCCAGUCGAGCCGACUGUGGCGCCAGGGGCUGAGGACGUUCAUGGCCACGAAUUACAGCAUGUCACCAGAGCAGCUGGAGCGGCAGGCCAAGCAUGGGGAGACCUGGCAUGCCUACCCCGAUGACAAACCCCUGCACUCCCUUGCCCUCAAGGGCGACAGCCGCGCUGCCCUUGUCCCCUUCCUUGCGCAUAAGCACUUUGGGGAGUCGUACAAGUGGCUGCUGUAUGGCGACGACGACACCUUCUUCUUCACAGAUGCUGCCAUGGAUCUUCUGCAGCACCUGGACCCAGACAUGCCCUACUUCCUCACAGACCACAUGUGGUGGACCUCGCGCGAACUUGAUGAGAUCAAGGGCCACGAGCGCUCAGACACACACCACCCGCACGCGGCCGCCCCGCUGUGUGCGCCGUGCAACUACGCAAAAAAUACAUCUGCCCUGCCCUGGCCUGCGCCGAGCGGCUGCCCCUGCACGCCAGAGCUCCUCUGCGCCGCGGACACCAACGGCACGCUGCCACCCUGUGUGCUGUUCAAGGGUGCACGCGGCAGGUGCGGCCAGCCGCGCGUGCCGACGCACACCUACUCGAUGCACGGCGGGGCGGGGGCGAUUCUGUCGGUCGGGCUGCUGCGGCGCAUCCCCCUGGGCUGGUUUGAGGACUGCGUGACCACCACUUACUCCACCGGCGGCGACGCAUUCAUCUCCAUCUGCCUCUGGGCGGCUGGGUACGGGAUGACGGCGCCAGAUCCGCUGUGGCACCCACGGGGGCUGACAAUGUUCGACGUGGGCCGCAUAGCACAGCGCGACGACGAGCCAAUCCAGCCGAAAGUGGCCCACGUCAUGGGCAACCUCCUGCAGGCCUCAGCCGGCGGCUGCCUCAAGGGCGCCUGCAGGCUGGAGCUCGACCGGUUUCUGACGCUGCACCUGCGCUCGCGCAAGUUCCCCUCCAUUGCGGCCUACAUUGAGACCGUGCGCAUUCUGGCCGAGCUCUCAGACCGUGUCGCCGGCCGCCCCUCCCCGCGCCUACCCCGCCCCAAGGAUGCGUUUGUGGAUGAGUUGGUGGAGCUGGGAAUCCAGGCGCUGCAGGACCGCCACUGGCUGACGGCGCAGAGGCCGUCCAAUGCGUCGAGUUCGCAGCUGGCCGAAAUAGUGACCACAAUCCGCGACGAGGCCGAGCACAAGGCGGCCAGCGCCGUGGCGGCCGAGAUCAUCGCCGCGAUAUUCGAGCGCAACCCCACGGACGACCCCCCGCCGGUGUAUUUCGGCGCCGCGGCCACCCCCGACCCGGCCGACCUCGCCGAGGAGAGCAAGAAGAUCGCGCAAGCCGCCGGACUGAGCAUGGAUGAUGGGGAAGGGAAGGAAGAGAAGGGAACGGUGCGUGAGAUGCAGGGCGGAACUAGGGGAGAUGAUCUUGAAGAGCCGUUGGCGGAUCCGGACGCUCUGCAGGGGAAGGAGUGA